Molecule: messenger RNA, 4348 nt
Organism: Owenia fusiformis
Lineage: Eukaryota; Metazoa; Annelida; Polychaeta; Sabellida; Oweniidae
Source: the annotation of a GenBank genome assembly
UGAACUUUGUGAGGAUAUACGGCCAAAAGUUAUCAAUAGCGAGGUGACCUUUCAAAUGUUGGGAAACCCAUCCGCCUUAACCGCAAAAUAUUUGAACUUUUAUAUUCACUUUAAGAUCGACUAUAAUGUACUUUUCAAGUAAGGGAAACAUGAAAAAUACUCGUUAUACUUAUUAAUAUUUCAAAAUAGAAUAAAAUUGACAAAUAAACAUCGAAAUACAUUUCGCACUAUAUGUGUCCGCGUAUUUCGUAAAAGUACCUGUGGAGUGACAAGACACAAUAUUUUGGAAAAUGAGUGACUUACUUCGCUUUGUUGUUUCUACAAACUUUUUUCAUCACCACAGUCCAAUGGAAACAUUAUCAUAAGUAAAUCAAAGUCGACAACAUGGGCUGCUGUACGGGCAGAUGUAUCCUGAUAACAAUCUGCAUUAUACAGCUGGUUGCAACAUUGGAGAGACAAGUGUUCGACUUCCUUGGCUACAUGUGGGCGCCCAUCAUUGGCAACUUUCUACAGAUUAUCUUUGUCAUUGUUGGCCUGUUCGGCACCUACCAGUACAGACCCAGGUUCAUCAUAUUUUACACAUUAUGGAGUCUGCUAUGGCUGGGCUGGAACAUUUUCGUCAUCUGCUUCUACCUUCAAGUGGGAGUGCUCUCCAGGGACAGUUCCAUACUAAACCUGGGUACAGGGAACAAAUCGUGGUGGUUGGAUAAUGGUAUUGGUUGUAAGGUCAACCAGACAACCCCAGAGGUUCAUGAAUCAUUCACAAGCCGGCAGAUCCCCCCAGAGUGGGCCGUGUCGGGUUGUAUUUUACAGUAUUACUGGGUGGAGAUUAUUCAUGCUGGCGUACAGUGUCUAUUAACGCUCAUUGGAUUUAUAGUGUCCUGCUAUGUGAUAUAUAUAUUUACGGAAGAAGAUGAUUCUUUGCAACCAGCCAAUGAUGAGUUAGAGUAUAUUAAGAUGCGCUACAAGACCCCAGGAGCUCAGGAUCAGUAUAAUGACAACAUGACUUACCAGACUAAUACUAGAACAAACUUUGACACUGUAGAACGUGUACUCAGUGGUGCCCCCACUCUGGAGAUCGAGCGCAGUCGUGGCAGGCCACCUCAGGGGGAUACCACUGACAAUGGAACUACCCGUUCAAGUAAACGAAGCCGAUCACGAGAUCGUGACCGCUCCAGAGAUCGGACUCGGUCAAGUGGACGGAGUCAGAAUAGACGUGGUAGUAGGAGCAGAUCACGUGAUCGGCUAGAGGAAAAUAAUACACAAAGAUCAAAUAGGACGAAUAGAAAAAGUGAUGAGGCACCUAGGGAACAGUUGCCAUGGGUACAGGUUAGCCAUAAUGAACACCACUAUGGGAGUGACAGUGAAUCACCCCCAGCAUAUGCUUCACAGACAUCCCAGGAUGACCCUAAUUUAAGCAUCAGUACAAAUCCUGCUGGUCAUGGCAAUCACAUUCCUCCUCAUGGUCGCCAUGGCAACACUCAAACAACUGCUGGUAACCAUAGUAACAGUAACCCUAGCACUGAAGUGCGACGUAUUGGGUCUGAGGAAAGUAACAGUAGUAGGGAGAGCAACCAUAUGCAGUAUGGGCAAUACAGACCCCCUAAGCAUGCCCCUAUGCAGAUCCAUCAUGCCCAGUAUCCUAGUACAAUUGAAGAGGAGCCACCUGCUGAUAGACACCCCCAAGGUGGGGGCUACCAAGCUAACCCCCCAGGAAGGCCAGCUAAAGGGGUAGAGCCUGAGAGGCCCCCUAUGCCACUACCCAGUUUGGGCCAACUGAAGGCUGAUCUUCCAAUGGCUGCCUCCUCCCCCAAGGCAGCCAGAUCAUCACAUGUAAAUAAUCCUGAUAGUAGAUCUCACAAUGCAGUGCAACAUAACUCUCCUGGAGCUAGCCAACCAGACUAUAGAUCACUACCUGGGGCUACAAGACCACCCAGGGUGGACAAUAUAAGGCCUAAAUCAAAUAUUUAUGAUCGCCAAGAAAUCCUGUCACGCUCACCCACAACCCCUCCCUUGCCAUCCCCACCACCUGAGCUCAGGGAGUUCCCUAGACCUCGUAAUGAUUCCCCACCCUCUUCACCCCCAUAUAAAAAUGUAGGACGACCUCAGCCUCCCAAAGUGCCUGAGAACUAUAACAAUCAACAGAACAAACCACCCCCUCCAACACGUUCCCCACAAUCCUCACUCCCUGCCAAUGCCCCCCAGUCCUCUAACCAUCCUUCAGUUGCAAGAGUGCUUUACCCCCCAGAAAGCCCUCCCCCACCGAGGUAUUCUGCUAACCCAUACAAUGCCAACCCUGUCAUCAAGCCACAAGCUGAACAUCAGAAUCAACAAAAUCCCCCAAGUUCUGCAUAUAAUGCCCCACCAUAUGGGCAAAAAUCUCAGCCUCAUAUGUCUCAAGCCCAGCCCCCUCAAUUUCAAAUGUCAAAUCCUUCAAGACCAACUCAAUCUGUUGAAUCAAAUCCAUCAAGAAAACAACAGCCUGUUUACCAGAAUCAAGCCCAGGUCUUCGGUCAGCCUCCAUUCCAGCAAAACUCUCCUGCAUCCUCAGACCCCCCUCAGGUCCCCGAGAGACCCCCUCUACCCAGUACAAUCCAAGAGCCCCCAUAUACAGAGUUGGAACCCCGAGGUUAUCAACAACCAAAUCAAUUUUCCUAUCCAGCAAGGCCACCACCCCCUACAAAUUAUGAUCCUGAGCCAAGAUAUAGUUCUAAUCCAUCACAAGGCUAUCAGAGAGCAGACAGACCAGGGCAUUAUGGGAAUGGACCACAGUAUGAUGAGGGAGAGCAGGGUGGCAACUUUGGUAACCCAGGAUAUGGAAUGAAUCCAGGGGGUAUUAGGAUGUCCAGCAGUGGGGCCUCAAUAGUGUAACUUGAUAUUGAAGUAAAAUUAGUCUAGGAUUUUAUCUUGUGCAAACACUAUGAAGUAAAAGUAAUACUCAUCUGAAAAGUUAAUACGCUUCAAGGGAUAUUCUCAUUCCAAUUUAAUAUCUUUAACAAUAUCUAGUGUUGGAAUGUACUGUUCCAAUGUGUCGACAAAAUGAAAAAAUGUGUUUGAUAAUAGCUUGAUGCUUUGUUUUUUAUGUGUGUUUAUACUCAUGUAUUUAUAUUUAUGAUUAUGAAUGAGGAAAUCCAAUGUCAUGUUUGUGGUAUUGGAGAGUGUUCUCUGAGAUUGUCUCACUUUGAAUGUAUAUAAGAGCAAAUGAACUCUGGGAUGAACCAUCCAUUGAUGCAUGUACAUAUUAGGGCAAAUGCAAUUUGGUGCUCACCGAUUCUCCUCACUCAUAAUCAGGGGUGGACCAAGCACAAAGUUAACACUUGCUCCACCCCUGAUUUAAAUGGUCUCACAAUCAAAUAUGAAUAAAGUAAAAUCCUUUAUCCCAUACUCAAGGUUUGAGGGAGAUAAGAGUAAUAUUUUCUCAACCCUGGGAGAUAAGGCUAUAUUUUCUGCUACUUAUGUAUUUUCUAUUUCUUGAGAACUAACUUUUGUAAGUGUGGGAUAAAUCAGUUUAUUAAUGGUUGAUUUUGGAUAUGGAAUUUACUGCUUGGAAAAAUUGUAUCUUCAGGAUAUACCAUAUAUCCUAAACCUUCCACUGCAUAACCAUCAUGUAUUUUAACUGUUUAGGCCUGAUGGUUUAAAAGUGUGUACAUUAAGAGUAGCGUGCAAUGCAGAUUAAUUGACAUUUUAGUAAAAUCUAGGGAUUUUUUUACAAAAAAAUACAAAAAAAAACUUUUUACACAUACAUGAUUCAAUAAGAUUGUGUUCAAUAAACACAUGUAUGUAAUGCAACAUAGAAUGUGCUUUGUGAAUUGAUAUAUUAGGUAUCUAGUUUCAUCAGAGAUUUUAAAAUCUUAAGUUCUGAUCAACUUAAAUAUUAUUGAAAAUGAAUUACUUAUAAAAGUACUUAAAGGUGUAUCUGAAAAGUGAAAACACCCAAAUAAUUUCUCUCUCUUUUUUGCACAAUUCCAGCACAUUUCUUAAACCAAUUUAUUGUAAAAUUGCAAAAUUGUAAAAUAAGCCUGCACAUUUAAGUUAUUACUAGCAGUUUAAGCAGAAGAGGAGAUUACCCAUAUAUGGUAAAAUUGAAAACAACAGAUAUUAUUUAGCAGUUAUUUAACUUUGAUGAAAAUGAUGAUCCUAUGUCCAGACACAUUGAUAACUAAGAGGACAUGGGUGUUGUACCUUAUUGGUGCUUAGUCAUACAUUGAAUAUUAACCUUCAAACAUGGUGCAGCAUUAGACCUUGUUUACAGUGGUAUGUCAGGCAUAAGUAAUUUCUGCAUGUAUAAAGAAGAUAACAUGGAAAUGUCCAUAAUUAAGCUUGACAAGUACAGUAAAACCUGUGUAUA